AUGCGUUUCUCCGUCCUCGCCAUUGCGUUCGCCGCAACCACUGCCUUCGCGCAAGACCAGGAAAAUGCCACCACCACCAUUCCCGAUAUUGGAAACUUGCCCUCGCAAAUCUCCCAACUUGCGGGCAUGUUGCCAACUCUCCCUCCGAACUGGGAACUCCCCGCCAGCGUCAAAGAUCUUAAAGACUCGCUCCCAACACCUCCCCCAGGCAUCUUGACCGACCUCGUCAAUGCAGUCCCUACCUCCGUUCUUCGCGGCCUGGUGAACCCUGCUUCUCGCAGUGCGCUUCAGGAAAGCGCUGCCAACGGCGAGGUCCCCGACUGGUACAAGGACCUCCCGACCCAGGCGAAGUCCUACCUGGGUCUUUUCGCUACCCAGAUUGCCGAUCGAAGCAUUAACUACAACCCUACUGCGGCCGUUGCGUCUCCUGGCAGCACCGUCAAGGCUAGUGCUGAUAGCGCGGAUUCUGCGAAUGACGGAGGCGAAUCUGGAGGUUCUAGCGAGGCCCCUGACAAGGACAACGCGGCCUUUUCUUCUUAUGAUAGCAAGGCGAUCUCGACCAGUGUCUUUGUUGCAGUGGGCAUCCUCGGUGUUGCGCUUGCGCUGUAG
Aspergillus versicolor CBS 583.65 is the source of this 609-nucleotide messenger RNA. RefSeq lists its product as uncharacterized. NCBI's taxonomy places the organism in Eukaryota, Fungi, Ascomycota, Eurotiomycetes, Eurotiales, Aspergillaceae. The transcript has 2 exons. The record is from RefSeq and is a predicted model, not a curated record. The coding region runs from base 1 to 609 and encodes 202 amino acids.